CUCUUCUCCCUUCCCAACUGCCAUAAACGAACUCUCAAACCAUGUCAGCAAUCACUUUCAUCAUUCAAUUUCAAAUCUCAGUUUCCGAGAUGGUUUCGUUAUCAUUGGGCCACUGAUUCCAGACCGAAUCACAAAUAAAAAUCAUUUCUUUUUAGUUCUUUUUGACAUAAUCGAUGAAUCCAUUUCUCCACCCAGAAGAUGAUGAUCAGCUACCACCACCACAACAACCACUACCAAAACCAAUUGAAGGGUUGCACGAAAUCGGACCGCCUCCGUUUCUAAUCAAGACAUUCGAGAUUGUGGAGGAUCCAAAUACAGACCACAUUGUAUCUUGGAACAGAGGAGGCACUAGUUUUGUCGUCUGGGAUUUGCAUUCUUUCUCCACUUUUCUUCUCCCACGUCACUUCAAACACAGCAAUUUCUCAAGUUUCAUCAGACAACUCAACACUUAUGGUUUUAGAAAGAUAGAAGCAGAGAGAUGGGAGUUUGCAAACGAAGGGUUCCUGUUGGGUCAAAAAGAGUUACUGAAGAGCAUCAAGAGAAGAGCUUCCUUCGCUUCCUCUUCUACAUCGAUUCAAGAUCCUUGCGUCGAGCUUCGUAAGGAGAAGCAACUACUGUUGAUGGAGCUGGUGACCUUGAGACAGCAGCAACAAACCACGCAAAGCUACAUCAAAGCCAUGGAACAGAGGAUUGAAGGAGCAGAGAAGAAACAGAGACAGAUGAUGUCUUUCUUGGCAAGAGCGAUGCAGAGCCCUUCUUUUCUUAAUAAGCUAUUUAUGCAGAGAGAUAUGAAACUUAAGGAGGUUGAGGAUAAGGCAGCAGAGAGGACAAGAGGUUCUUCCAUGUCGGAACUGGAAGCUCUGGCUCUGGAGAUGCAAGGCUAUGGAAAACAGAGGAGUCUGAAUGAAGAAGAUGAUAUGGUGGUUGAGAGAGAGUUGGACGAUGGUUUCUGGGAAGAGUUGCUUAGUAACGAGAGUUUGGCUUCUACCUCCUCUAACUAAGUUGGAUCCUUUUGGCUUUUAGUUGUGUGUUUAAAGCUCUUUUUAUUUUAAAUUUUGCAAACUCUUUUCUUGUUGUUUUCCUCUCUUGUUUAUUUCCAAGCUUUUCUUAUCAAAAAGUAGUAGUGUGAACUACAAAAAAACGUUGUAAUUCUUUUCUGAAUGUAGAUAAAUAUAUGAAAAUAUGUUUGUCAUAAAAUCCACAGCCCAUGACAAGGC
Molecule: messenger RNA, 1217 nt
Organism: Eruca vesicaria subsp. sativa (arugula)
Lineage: Eukaryota; Viridiplantae; Streptophyta; Magnoliopsida; Brassicales; Brassicaceae
Source: the annotation of a GenBank genome assembly